Syngnathus typhle (broad-nosed pipefish) is the source of this 3562-nucleotide messenger RNA. It is a transcript of the gene abi3b, whose product is annotated as ABI family, member 3b. Gene Ontology annotation, molecular function: SH3 domain binding. The transcript is spliced from 6 exons. Gene Ontology annotation, cellular component: lamellipodium. Lineage: Eukaryota; Metazoa; Chordata; Actinopteri; Syngnathiformes; Syngnathidae. The record is from RefSeq and is a predicted model, not a curated record. Bases 2 to 1039 code for a protein of 345 amino acids.
AAUGGCGGACACGAAAAACGUUUCUCAGGUUAUUUCUCAAAUUUUUGAAGAGGCGCCAACGGCCAGGAAGAAGCUGAUUGAGAACCAGAGCAACCUGCAACAAGUUGCAGACUACUGCGAAAACAACUACCUGCAGGCAGAUGAGCCAACAAAGGCUCUUGAGGAGGCCAAAGCUUUGACCACGCAAGCGUUGGCAAGCGUCACCUAUCAAAUCAACAGCGUGGCCACUUUGCUGCUCCGACUUCUCGACUCCCAGGCCAUUCAGGUCAAGAACAUGGAGUCCUCAGUUAAUCUCAUGUCACUGGCUGCUUCCAUCCACUACGAGAAAGUAGCCAGGAGAGAAAUCAGCAUCUUCACUACAUCCAAAAAAAACACACAUGCCGCUCUUGUGGCUCCGCCCACUUCGGGAAAGGAACUGGAGAGAGGCUAUUCACGACUCCCCAUAUCAUACUCUUGCUUGGACACCACUGGACACAGUUUCCAGGUAACUUUAAAGGUCACAUGUCGAAUGUCAUAUGUUGCUUGUAAGGCGGAACAUCCUCUGGUGACCCCCUCACAGGUCUCUCAAGAGCCCCCCAGAAGCAGGACAGGGACUACUGACAGCAUGCAGAGCAAUGCAGAUGCCCCCAUAUCCAACCAAGGCAUCGCUGUGCCUCUGCCAUCAGUCCCCACCUUGCCUGCUGAAGUUAACCUCACUGAUGACCUCCCCCCACCUCCUCCUCAAGCUACAAUUGAUGCCGGUUCGUCUACUCCUCCACCCCCUCCUCCUCCUCCUCCUUCUACCAGUUUGGACGGCGGACUACCCCCUCCACCUUCUUUGACCUCACCAACAUGUCUGCCACCACCACCACCACCACCACCAAGCAACCUCUGCUCACCGGACUCACUUCCCCCUCCACCUCCUCCAGUUGCAGGAGCUUUUUCUCUUCCUCCUGCAUCUGUGGCGGGAGCUGCCACUCUUCCUCCUCCUCCACCACCACCGCCGCCCACUACCACUUCUAGUAUUUUGCCCCCACCUCCUCCCCCUCUGCUACAUUAACUUUUUUUUUUGUUUGUUCGUGGAUGAGCUGUCGCCAGUUCCAGCUGAACCGAAUGCCAGCCAAUGGCAGGGCAAUAAUUGUUUGAAAGUUUUACAAUAUACAGUAUGACAAUGUACAGGUCAUAUCCUAGAUUUGUUCUAUAGAACAGCAGCAGAGAUAUCUUCAACAUGUUUCAACACUGGCCCCAUGACAUUCCAUAGCGACAAGUUCAAACGGAUUCCUCACUUUCUCCUUCAUUGACUCAUUCCUUCCUUCCUUAUUAGGUCUCUGUUAGAAUUGUUUCUACUCAGCAAGUCCUUAAAAAAACUGUGAUGACAAGUGACAGUGAUAAUAUACUUAUUAAAUGCUUAUCUCAGCACGUCAUGAUUACUUUUUACAUGCCGUGCAGGGGCUGAGCCUAAAGGGAAUUGGUCAUUAUCAUGCAAUCACGAUUCGGUAAUUUAGGAGCAUAUUUUCAUUAUGUGUAGUUGGCCCAGGAAUGAAAGCUGAUUAUAAGCUUUUAUUUGCCAAAGGGUCUUGAUUUACUAUCCUUUUUUGUGGUUGUACUUUUUAAUCAAAAAGGCACUCUAGGCAAUUUUUGCACACAUAGGAGAAAAGAAUACAUCACAAGGAUAUCCUGCUACAUCAUUUUAUAUAUGGAUAAUUUCUCUAGCAAAAUAAAUUGCUACAAACAUUUGUUUAUCUUAUUUCCAGAGCAAAAAUACGAUAUUGAGUUUGCCAUCAAUGUCCUUGAUGUCAUCACCUAUACUGCUCACAACCACUAGAGGGCGUCUAGCACAUUUACUACGACUGCAGUGUCUUAGGCCAGGAUUAUACAGUCAUGCAGUUGAGUCAAUGCACCUUAGUGGCAUCAAACAUGUUUUCCUUUUGUUAAAGUGGGACAGUUACACAUUCAUUGAGCAACAUAAACUUCUGACAUCUACCCAGGAUAUGUCCUAAACAGGAAGUCCUGCGGCUUUAAAUGAGACAAUAACGCUAUAAAAACCUGUCUUAUGCUUGGAACACAUUAACAUUACCUUUUUGGAGCCACACACAGAAGAAAAACAUUUUAGGUUAUGUGAAGACUUCCCCGAUAAGUGUGCGGGACCAUGACCAUCGUGAAUAUAUUUCAAUAUGUGUAAGUAGCCGCCGUGCCGAAUAACACAGCAGUGUCUUGAGAUACGAGUGUGGCAACUUAGUAGAAGUUUUACGAGAUGUUAGUUGCCAAUUGUGUUGCAAUGCUUUAACGAACAAAGUUUUUAAAAUAAAAUAAAGUAAUACUCACAUACAUAUAUUCUUGCUCUUCUUUUCGAUUCAUUUCACUGGGGGGGGGGGGGAACAAUUUCAGAGUGUUUCAAGUUAGGAGCUUGGUCAUAUAAUGAAUUCAACUCGUACCUCAAGACAGUGCAGAACACAAAAGUAAUCACAUGAUCCAAGUAGACCAGAACUUGUUCCCAGAUUCCCGAGCUUGGUGGUGUCCAUCGCCGUGGUGCUGCUCUGCUUCUACUUGCACGCCAGGAAGAAGAGAGCGGUGUAUAACAUCACCGUGGCGAGCGCUCAGGAGGACAGCGGCGUCUCCAUCCAAGCCAUUUCGCUAACAGAAGCUCAGGAGGGGACGGCGAGAGAUUACGAGAGACUCCCACCACGCUACAGCACCAUUGAUUUUCCGCCACCUUACUCACUGUUUGACCCCAAACUGACAAACGUUUGGCCAGGGGGCCCGCCUCCCGCCUACGAGAUGUAUCCCAUCACGCUGCCUCUGGCUCCUCAUCACUGGAGGACCGCCUCGACCAGCACUUGCGCACACCCACCAACGUUUCUAUGACCAAUAGAUUUUUGUUACUGUGCAUCAAAGUUGAAAUGUAAAAAGCUACACCGACACUUGUCUGAGUGAUGGUAUAGUUUUUAUUACACUACUUAAAAUAAAUAUGAAGACGUUGCCAGUAUUGGUGCAACAAGUAUUUAAAUAUUCAGUAAAUCCUUGGCUUUUUAAAACAAUGUUAAGGCAAAAUAUGUACUGGACUGCUUGUAUGUGACAAAUAACGACAUCAGCUCUGAUUGAAAUUUGUAAUGUUUGUCUUCAAAUUCAUUUGUCUACUAUCUGCUUCUCUAAUGUUAACCUGCUUUGCAAUUCUCAGUAAACCCAACAGGUUGUGGUCAAUAUUGGCUAGUUUGUUGAUAUUGAUAACUGUCGCAUUGUGUCAAUAGGUUCCUAUUGCUGUCUAUUUUCCAGAUGAGUGACGAAAUACAAAUAGAGCACAUUUCUUAACAAAUACAAUCAUACUAGUAUAUGGUGCUAGGGUGGGAAAAUACAUGGAAUCUCAUACAAAUAUCACAUUUGGUAUGUGACCGUCUGUCUUGUAACAAUUCAAUGUAAACAUGACACUACGUUAAGUAUUUGAAAUUUGGAAGGCUAAAAGAUUUCGACCCAUGACUGACCUACCUAAAAUACAUGACUCUUUACAAGAACUGGCCAUUCCACUACAUUUUCUUGGUCAACUACUAGUAACAAUCAAUACUGAUUAAAUGUUGAUUUUAAAAUA